Enterobius vermicularis (human pinworm) is the source of this 246-nucleotide messenger RNA. The record is from the annotation of a GenBank genome assembly. NCBI's taxonomy places the organism in Eukaryota, Metazoa, Nematoda, Chromadorea, Rhabditida, Oxyuridae.
AUGAAAGCUGCUGUACUCCUCAUAGCUAUGGUAUUGCUAUUCGGUAAAAUUGAAACAAAAAUCCUUUUUACAUCGUGUGCCCGCAUGGAUGUCCCUGGAAUGAGCAAGGCUGCGCAAGGUCUUUGUAUCUCCUCAUGUAAAUUUCAGAAUUGCGGCACAGGACACUGCGAAAAAAGGAGCGGAAGACCGGUGUGUGUUUGCAGCAGAUGUGAUGUUGGUGGAGGCUCGUGGCCGUCUGGUAAAUAG